CUCCUCCACAACGCAGCAAUAGACCCCGCUUUCUCAUCACCAAAAUGAGCAGCCAACUCCUUAGCAAUACUCUCAGUCGAGAGCAGCGUCCCGUACAAAUCGAAGGCGAUCACAAUAUUAUUGUUCGAAGCCAUCUUAGACAAUUAGACGGUGCACCGAAAUACAAUCAAAACCGACAUCCAGGAACGUUGAUGUGGAUUGCCUCUGCCUGCAUACAAUAGCGGGUCAAUGUAUGACGCACGCGGGGUAGAGAACAUUCCAGGUACGGCUCGGUCCGACAUGCAUAUAUUUCUCGAUUCUCAACUUGCAAACAAUGUUCCAAUUAAUCUCCUAUUCAAUCGAGGCCGAAGAUGGAUGAAACGGAAAGCGGGAAUUAUCAGCUCUUCAGAGAAUGUCUCUCUACUCCAUUGAUAGAAAAAUCAUCCACCAAACCCGAGUCAAAGACCAAGAAAUCGCGAGGCAGUGGAAGACGAAAGACCGCAAUCAAGCCCGUAGUAGCUCAAGAACCAGAUGAUGCAGAAGAACUGGCAGACUUCAUCGAUUACAUCGCAACCGAGAUAUUCACCAACCUCCCCCCAGACCUUCGAACACUCACCUACUCAACCUGGCUCAACACCCCUACCCUGCAAUCAACAUACACCGACCCACCAUCCCCUGCCCUUCUACACAAAAUCAUCAAUCCCCUCCCAGCAUCAAUAACCGACACCCUAACCACCUAUUCCCUCCUCAACCCAACCCUCGACCAAGACACAACUUCCUUCCUUACUCCCAUCCUCUCCACCUACAUCUCCUCCCUGCUCACACCACCCCUCGCACCACACCUCGCGCGUCCCCUAGCCACGGAAUGCGAGAUCUGCGACCGUUCGUGGAUCCCGUUGACGUACCAUCAUUUAAUCCCCAGAGGCGUGCAUGCGAAGGUGUUGAAGCGGGGUUGGCAUACGGAGGAUCAGUUGGAGAACGUAGCUUGGCUUUGUAGGGCGUGUCAUAGUUUCGUGCAUCGGGUUGCGAGUUUGGAGGAGUUGGCUAGGGAGUGGUUUACUGUUGAGCGGUUGUUGGAACGGGAUGAUGUGCGGGCUUUUGCGAAGUGGGUUGGGAAGGUGAGGUGGAAG
This is a messenger RNA of Mollisia scopiformis, 1109 nucleotides long. RefSeq lists its product as uncharacterized. The transcript has 2 exons. The record is from RefSeq and is a predicted model, not a curated record. NCBI's taxonomy places the organism in Eukaryota, Fungi, Ascomycota, Leotiomycetes, Helotiales, Mollisiaceae. The annotation marks the transcript as partial.